Sphaeramia orbicularis (orbiculate cardinalfish) is the source of this 1918-nucleotide messenger RNA. It is a transcript of the gene stk25b, whose product is annotated as serine/threonine kinase 25b. Bases 359 to 1627 code for a protein of 422 amino acids. The transcript is spliced from 12 exons. Gene Ontology annotation, biological process: protein phosphorylation. Lineage: Eukaryota; Metazoa; Chordata; Actinopteri; Kurtiformes; Apogonidae. Gene Ontology annotation, cellular component: Golgi apparatus; cytoplasm. Gene Ontology annotation, molecular function: ATP binding; protein serine/threonine kinase activity. The record is from RefSeq and is a predicted model, not a curated record.
AGACGUUUGCUCUUCAAAUGAACAACAGGCUAAGCGUUCCUUGAAAUGAAUUAAAUAUUAAUACACGGAAGGAGUAUUUUUUCAUCCUGUUCAUCACCGCCGACAUACAUGGAGUCUCUCGGCCGGUAAGUCUCUGUCUCGCAGGGCCGUUCAGUCCUCCGUUGGACUUAAAGGCCGAAAACAGUACGCGGAGUGACAGCCCAGUUAAAGCCAGCAGAUUGGGUGUUUAUCUAGUUGACUAGCCACCUAGCUAGCCUCCUAGACAUCUAAGAGGGGAAGAAGAACCCGAAAGGACCAUCUGAAAACUUCGCAAAGGGAGAGCUGUGGCCGUCCCUGUCCCGACCAACCGGCAGAGGGGAUGGCACACCUUGCAAACAUGCAAAACCAGAAUACCAGGUUGGACCCAGAGGAGUACUUCACCAAGCAGGAGCGGAUUGGGAAGGGCUCCUUUGGAGAGGUUUACAAAGGCAUCAACAACCGCACAAAGGAAGUGGUGGCGAUUAAAAUUAUAGACCUGGAGGAGGCAGAGGAUGAAAUAGAAGACAUCCAGCAGGAAAUCACAGUGCUGAGCCAGUGUGAUAGUCCUUUUGUUACUAAGUAUUAUGGAUCAUACUUAAAGGGGACCAAGCUGUGGAUUAUAAUGGAGUAUUUAGGUGGAGGAUCUGCUUUGGAUCUGCUCCGCCCAGGGCCCCUUGAAGAGACAUACAUUGCAACUAUAUUGAGGGAAAUUCUGAAGGGGCUGGAAUAUCUGCACUCUGAGAGGAAGAUUCACAGAGAUAUCAAAGCUGCCAACGUUCUCCUGUCAGAGCAGGGUGAUGUGAAGCUGGCAGAUUUCGGGGUGGCAGGACAGCUGACAGAUACUCAGAUUAAGAGGAACACGUUUGUGGGCACACCGUUCUGGAUGGCUCCAGAGGUGAUCAAGCAGUCAGCCUAUGACUUUAAGGCUGAUAUCUGGUCCCUGGGAAUAACUGCAAUCGAACUGGCUAAAGGAGAACCCCCCAACUCGGAUCUUCACCCCAUGAGGGUCCUCUUUCUCAUACCCAAAAACACCCCACCCACGCUGGAGGGCCCCUAUAGCAAGCCUUUUAAGGAGUUUGUGGAGGCUUGUCUAAAUAAAGACCCCCGUUUUAGGCCGACAGCCAAAGAACUUCUGAAACAUAAGUUCAUCACACGUUACACCAAGAAGACGGCCUAUCUGACUGAACUGAUUGACCGCUACCGCCGCUGGAAGUCAGAGGGACACGGAGAGGAGUCCAGUUCAGACGACUCAGAUAUGGAUGCUGAUGAUGUGGAUCCAUGUCCAAUGUGGACCUUCCCCACAGUCAGACCCAGCUCUAUGAACAAGCUACAGAAGGGCUACACACACACAGAUUUAGAGUCAGGAGAUUCUGUGAAAAGGCAACCGAAGUCACAGUGUCUGUCAGCCUUGGUAACACCCAUCUUCAGAGAGCUGAAAGAGAAGCGGCGGGCGAGUGGCGGUGGUGUAGGAGCCAUCGAGGAACUGGAGAACGCCUUCAACCUGGCAGAGGAGUCGUGUCCCGGCAUCUCCGACCGCCUCGUCACACACAUGAUGGAGAGAGUGUGCAGGUUUUCUUUAAAUGGUAACACCACCCCAUCUUCACGGUGAAAGCAUAGCUGGAUGUCACUUACUCCACCCACCCCCCACCCCCCCCCGUUUUCUGUCUCCCCCCUCCCCCCAACACCUCAGAUUAAGGACCACAGCAGAACACCACUCUGCCCCGCCUUUGUACCCUGUCCUGUCCCCAAGAGAUCUUUUAAUUAGUUAUAAUUAAAUAUUUUUACAAUUUUUCUUUAAGAGCGGAGAGUAUUUAAGAGAAAAAAGCCAUGACAUUUAGGGCGUUGUGUAUACCUGUUAGACUGAGAUUUAAAAAACUAUAAUAAAGUCUAUGGAAAACAU